GAGCCGCUCAGUCUCUCUCCCCCCUCCUCUCUCUCUCUCUCUUCUUCUUCUCUCCAAACUUUGGAGACUUUUGCGCGUCAACGAGGCGCAUUUUGGAUUUUGCCGAUUUGGAGACUCUGAAAACUUUGCGCGCAGGAAAAAAACUAAAGUUCCCUGAGACUUUGUGGGGAGGGAGAAUGAUCCUGCAGGGGGACCAGCUGCCGCUCCAGUGAAAACAUGGAGUCCUGCACAGGCGAAGGAGGAGGUGGAAGGUGGAGGCUCCGUCAGGUUGUCCCAGUCGUGCUGCUGUGGAUGACUCUGCACAGGCACGUACUGGGCUGCAGCUCCACAAACUGUAACCUGGUGCUAACGGAUGCCCAGGGGGAAAUCACAUCGCCCUGCUACCCCCAGAAAUACCCCAACUCGCAGGCCUGCAAGUGGACCAUGCAGGCUCCCGCCGGCUUCAUCAUUCAGCUCUCCUUCCUGGACUUUGAUCUGGAGGAGGCGCAUGGCUGCAUCUACGACCGGGUUGUGGUGAACACGGGAAACACGGACGUUAAGUUCUGUGGUCUGACGGCCAACGGGCUGACGCUGAACUCGACUGGGAAUGUCAUGGAACUAUCCUUUACCUCCGACUUCAGUGUGCAGAAGAGGGGGUUCAGUGUUAGCUUCCGACACGUUGCCGUGGCACUGAGGAACCAGAAGGUCAAGAUAACCAACGGCAACGGCCAGGUCACCGAGGUCGCCGACUCGGUUUCCAUACCAGCGCUCAGUCAACUCACCAUAUGCUUUGAGCUGGAGCGCAGCAGCCAGAAACAGAAAGAGUGGAUCUUCAGCUACUAUGAUAGGAACAACAAUGUGAGGCUGAGUUUGGGCUUCGAUCAGACCGGGAUGAAGAUGGUUGUCGACGGAAUGAUCUGUCCCAUCAACUCCAUCAUCUCCCCGUCUGACUUCACCACCUCCAUGAAGCCUUUCUGUGUCCUCUGGGAAUCCUCAAAUGGCCGGGUGGCAGUUUUCUUCAAUGGAGACUACUGGAUAAAGGCCUGCUCCACCUCUAGCGGACACACUGUGCCGGCUGGUGGGACCUUACGGCUAGGAGGGCAGCACAGCUUCAACGGGAACAUCUACAACCUCCGGCUGUGGGAUUAUGCCAUGACGGUGGAUGAUCUUAGGAAACUGACCUGUGACAGGGUGGGAAACAUCAUCGACUGGGACAACAGCCACUGGACCAUCCCGUCCACCGCGGCCCAGACCGACGCCACGCUCAGCUGCAGUGUCUCCCCGCCCAGCAACACACCACUCACGACCAACUGUGACUCCCCUGGACUGGGCUGCCCAGCCGCUUCCUCUCCCGCCACCUCAUCCACUGACUCCACUAACACCAUCCAUGCUACUAAUGCCGACACCCACGUCCUUCCUCCCAUCACCCCGUCUCCAUCCACCAUCCCUACCACUAGCAUGUCUCUAACCCCAACCAUCAGCUCCACCACCACCAGCACAACCAGCUCCUCCUCCUCCUCCUCCUCCUCCUCUGUUAUGGCUACUGCUACAAUCACCGUCACCAGCAGCGCUGCAACUCCUGCAUCCUCUGCAUCCUCUGCAUCCUCUGCUACUAAUGUUGCUUCAGCCAGCAGUACAGCUCAUGCCCAACAGACAACCAGCAGCACAACAACUGCUUCAUCCGCUACCACUAACCGCCCAGCUACUAACCCUACGACGCAUGAGGGGUUAUUCUACCGGAUUUCAUUCGUGGUGGAUGACGAGGGCUCGACGCUGAGCCUGGACGAUGUGGAGCAAGCAGUGGCUCUCUGGCUGAAUCAGACGUUUCAGAACUGGACCCACGCUGUCUACAUAGAUAACAUCAGUGUUCAGCCUGAUUUACAGACCGGCAGUAACCCGACCAGUUACACCUGCCAGGCCCUGCUGGUUCACUACUACAUCACCAAUGAGAGUCUGGGUGAAGCUGCCGUGUCGGCACAGCUGUCCGGCAGACGGGGACUCGUGGGCACCGACCUGCAGAUCCAACCUGCCUCCAUCGACGUCCAGCUAAUCGAGAACUGUCCGGAGGAGAAUCCUCUUCACUACCGCUGGCCUGAGAGCAGACCCAACGUCACCCAGUACCUGCCCUGCUUCCCUAACAAGGACCAGAACACCUCCAGGACCUGUUUGAUCGAUCGACAGAACUACACGUCCUACUGGUCGGCUGCAGACUUCAGUAACUGCACGGACAUCGACACCAUUGAGGUGUCGGCAGAAAAUGCAGCUGAGGUGGCGGACCAGCUCUUCUUCAUCACCAACAACGAGCUGUCCAUCGAAGAGGUGUCUAAAGUGGUGACGAAGGUGAAGCAGCUGGUGAACGUGGCCAAGAUCAACACCACGUUAGCUCACACCGUCGUCACCAUCAUCUCCAACGUCAUGACCAGCUCGGAGACGGCGCUGUCGGCCACCUCCGAGAAAGCUCUGAAGACAGUCGACGAGUUGGUUCAGAAGAUCGAGUUCGAGGGCCAGUCCAUCAGCAUCACCUCCAGACAUCUGGCUCUGGGAAUAUCAGCCCUCAACACCACCAUGUUCAGCGGGAUGUCUUUCAGCGCCUUCUUCGCCCCGAACACCACCGACCCCCAGAUUGACUUUGACUCAGAGAGGGUUAACCCUUUAGCUCAGAUCACCCUUCCUCCCUCUCUGCUGUCCAGCGUCUCUCUCAGCGAGGUCGACAGAUCGUCUCUGUCCAGGAUCAACUUCAUGUUCUUCAGCAGCACCAACCUCUUCCAGAAAGAGCAGGACGGUCGCUCUUUAAACAGCUAUGUGGUGGCGAGCAGCGUGGGGAACUUCUCCAUCAGUAACCUGGAGGAGCCCGUCGAGAUCGAGAUCGCUCACCUUCCUGAUCAGCCCUCCCUGAAUCCAGCGUGUAUGUUCUGGGACUUCAGCAUGAACAAUGGAGCUGGAGGUUGGAACGGAGACGGCUGCAGCGUGUCCCCAGAAUCCAGCAGCAACAAAACCAUCUGCCUCUGUAACCACCUCACACACUUUGGCAUCCUCAUGGACAUAUCGGGAGCUUCACCCCACAUCGAUCGCAAGAACAACAAGAUUCUGACCUUCAUCACCUACAUCGGCUGCGGCAUCUCUGCCAUCUUCUCUGCUGCCACGCUGCUCACUUACAUCGCCUUUGAAAAGCUGCGACGUGACUACCCGUCUAAGAUCCUGAUGAACCUCAGCACGUCCUUGUUGUUCCUCAACAUGGUGUUUCUGUUGGAUGGCUGGCUCGCCAGUCUGGAAACCGAUUGGCUGUGUUUGUCCGUGGCCGUCUUCUUGCACUACUUCCUGCUGACGUCCUUCACCUGGAUGGGGUUGGAGUCCAUCCACAUGUACAUCGCUCUGGUCAAAGUGUUCAACACCUACAUACGGCGAUAUAUCCUCAAGUUCUGCAUUGUGGGAUGGGGUCUCCCUGCAGUGCUGGUCGGGAUUGUUGUCGCAGUGGAUAAAAACUCUUAUGGCCUGAGAGAAUACGGCAGAGGAGAGUCAGAAGAGGACUCCUCAGAGUUCUGUUGGAUCCAGAAUACGGCCGUCUUCUACAUCACCUGCGUCGGUUACUUCUGCCUGGUGUUUCUGCUCAACGUGGCCAUGUUCAUCGUGGUGAUGCUGCAGAUCUGCGGCCGCAACGGCAAACGCAGCAACCGCACCCUACGGGACGAGGUUCUACGAAACCUGCGGAGCGUCAUCAGCCUCACCUUCCUGCUGGGUAUGACGUGGGGCUUCGCUCUGUUCGCCUGGGGACCCGUCACCUUGGUUUUCAUGUACCUGUUUGCCAUCUUCAACUCACUGCAAGGGCUCUUCAUAUUUAUCUUCCACUGUGCCCUGAAAGAAAACGUGCAGAAGCAGUGGAGGAGAUACCUCUGCUGUGGCCGAUUCAGGCUUUCAGACAACUCAGACUGGAGUAAGACGGCCACCAACAACACGAAGAAGGUGAGCUCAGACAACCUGGGCAAGUCUCUGUCCUCCAGCUCGUUCGGCUCCAGCACGGCCAACUGGACGUCCAAGGCUAAAGCCACGCUUAACCCCUUCACCAAACGACACAGUAACACAGAUAAAUGUUUCUCCAACCAGACCAGCCCCAAGUGCAUCUCCUCUUCCUCUUCCUCCUCAGAGGUGGAGCCCAACUCCUCUUCCUCCUCGUCUUCCAUCCUCCCUGUCAGCCAGAUGAUCGACAAGGUGAAAGGUUACUGUUCCACGCGCUCCGACAACUUCUACAAGAACAUCAUCAUGUCUGACAGCUUCGCCCACAGCACCAGGUUCUAGAUCCGUCCUCAGCGCUCUGGAGCCUCCAGAACCGUCCAUGUUGUUAUCAUCCUGCAGACAGAGGAUGCUUCUGUUAAAGCAAAGGUUCCAAAAUGAAGUGUAACCCUCAAGUCCAAGUCGUUGUUCUGGGCCUGCCGCCCAACAUUCUGGAACCUUUUUGUGUUCUGGAAGUUCCAGAACGCUGCCUUCCGACAUUCAAGAACGCUGUGUCCCGUGGAACCGUUCCUGAUGUUCUAGAACUCUCCGACAGCCUCAACAGUCUAGAACGCGCCGUGUUCUGGAACCUUUCCUAACAUUCCUUCCUGGCUCUGUCCCGGUCCUAGAGUUGUGUUCUAGAACAUUUGUUUUUCCAUGCACUGUCUCUUCACCAUCACCUAGAACUCCUGCAUCGUUCCUGCUGUCCCUCUCACUGCUCCCACAACUGUGAAACCAAUUCAACUCCAGUGUAUUUUGUUUGCAGACAUAAAGCCUGUCUUCCACUGCAGGAACUUGCAAGAUGCUUUUAGGGCCACAUGAGCCUCUGUGCUGUUCCACCCACAGGACCCACCAGUGUAGAACCUCUUUCAGACCUGCUGCAAUGUGGGUGCUUCUGAGCAGCCCUGGAAAAAAAAAAAAAGAAAGAAACCAACCCUGCAAAACCAAUAAAUGCUGGUUGGUUAAACUCAGACAUCUCAGUGAAUGGUGUUUAUUCUGCCCUCUCUAUGUAUACAGAAACACUGCAAAGCCUUCAAAGCUGUAUUUCCUUUAUACUCGUAGAACUCUCAGUUACAGUCAAUAAGUACUAUUUGACAUUGCUUUGGCAAACUCAGAGUUAAUGUUGCAAUUGGAUCUGUGAGGUCCUGCAUCAAAAUAAGCACAGAAAAGCAGUCAGAGCACAUUUCAGAGCUCUUCUUGUAACUAUUAGAGCCACCAAACACUUGCCAAGAGUUCCUGCAGUGGAAAGUUGCCAACAUUUGUUGUAGGAGCCACAGUUUUUACUGCAAAUGUUAAUCGGCCAACUCGAGAAUCCACAAGGAGCUGACUGGCGUGUCUGACUGAAUACUAAUCUGAUUUCCUCAGCACCAGUGCACCAUGUAUGAUAUGGAGUGAAAAUGCAUGAACAGCUUCAUGAUGUAAUCUUUUGCAUUGUAUGGAAGUAAGCGCCCCCCAAUCGAGAAAAAUCUGCCUUUUCAUUGAACAAGUUCGAAGGGCAGCCUGUGAACUUGCUGAAUCAAAUUUCUAAAAAGCCAGGGACCAAGUUCAAAGAUAAUCAUGGAGUAAGUGGCGUGUUAUUUUUUUGAAGUCUCCUGGAUGACAAGGCGUAUUGAGAGCUACAGGGUGGUCAGAGACGCUGAUGCGAUUCUACUGUAUCAUAUGAAAUUACAGAAUCGGCUGACCUGGCUGCCAGACUGUGUAACUAAGAGGAAAUGAAAGGGGAGCGAGGGGAGGGGGGAGGAAAGGAUAAACACGAGGUGGGAAGGUAGAGACCGCUCUGGUUGGGGGGGGAUAAAGUAGGCUGUUGUGUUUUGUUGUCUCUUUUUUUUUUUUAAUACUGUGAUAUUUGUUAAAAGUGGACAUUUGUGUGUGUGUGGAGCCAUAUCCUCUGUAAAUAUUGAUCUAUCUAUUCGAUGUGCCUUAUUCUAUAGUGUUCAGAUGGUUGCUUUUGUUCAUGCCUGUAUGGGGUCCUGGAGGGGUCACCGCGACUGUACAUACAAACCCAAACAUUCUCCAACUCCCCAUGCUGCGCAGGCACACAGUCUGCUGCCCUUUUCACCUCAGCCAGAAACAAGAGGUGGCAACACAAAGGGCAGAAACAAAGAAGUUUUAAUCAAGAAAGCACGGGGCCAGUUGAUCACGGUGCUUUCUGGUGUUAGAAAUCAAAUGAGGACACCCUUAUGUCAUGUUUACUGCCAUGAAAAACACAGCUGGUGUCUCUAUCAGUGGAAUGCCCGUCUUCAUCAACACAUAUUCUGAAUUUAUAUCACAAAUAUUGCAAAUGUGACAAUGUCUUGAAGCUUGGAGAUGUCAAGACGUUUAAUGAUUGUAAUACUCACCACAUUCAGUUGGCACUCUCUCCCAUAAAGCUUGAGAUUCUCUUGCGGAGUCAAUGAGUGGCUGCUUGAGGGCAAAUAAUACAAUCCAUCCAGUGGCCGCUGAAGCUUCACUCGUGUCAGCCAAAGUUUAGCAAUCAUAUGGGGCGUCAUUUAUGGAAAACGGCUUCACUGUUCAAAUGUCUGUUUUUGUUCAGAAAUUGGUAAUAGCGGGGCGACCUGACAGCCGAGUGGUUAGCACGAACACCACAUGGCGCAAGUCGUGGGUUUGAUAAUCGGCCGGCUGAAGCCCCGCUACAUGACAUUCCCCGGCUCUCUGUCCCCACAUUCCUGUCUGUCUUGACUGUUCCUUUCAAAUAAAGGCAAAAUGCCAAAAAAAUUAAAGGAA
Stegastes partitus (bicolor damselfish) is the source of this 6690-nucleotide messenger RNA. It is a transcript of the gene adgrg6, whose product is annotated as adhesion G protein-coupled receptor G6. Gene Ontology annotation, molecular function: laminin binding; G protein-coupled receptor activity. Gene Ontology annotation, biological process: adenylate cyclase-activating G protein-coupled receptor signaling pathway; cell surface receptor signaling pathway; myelination in peripheral nervous system. The coding region runs from base 217 to 4272 and encodes 1351 amino acids. Gene Ontology annotation, cellular component: plasma membrane. The record is from RefSeq and is a predicted model, not a curated record. Lineage: Eukaryota; Metazoa; Chordata; Actinopteri; Pomacentridae. The transcript has 32 exons.